AUGAAAACUGUGUGGAUAUUUUUUCUCAUAACCGGAUGUUGUUGUGGUCUAUGGACCGGCACAUACGGUAAGACACCACCCGAAUCGGUGCAACGUAUUGCCCAUCUGCUGCCCGAAGAUUUGGGUGAAUCGCCACCCAAAGUAUUGAUAGCCUUGCUGGUGCGUAAUAAGGCUCAUGUCCUGCCGCUGUUUCUUACCUAUUUGGAUCAAUUGGAUUAUCCCAAGGAUCGCAUUGCAUUGUGGAUUCGUUCCGAUCACAAUACAGAUGCCAGCGUGGAAAUAUUAGAAACAUGGUUGAAAAAUGUGAAACGCCAAUAUCACAGCGUGGACAAAGUAUUCAAUGACACGGAGACAAGUUUUGAAAACGAAAAGUCGGUAUUGGAUUGGCCCGAAGCACGUUUUCAUCAUCUUAUCAAAUUGAAAGAAGAAGCAUUUGUGUACGCAGAAAAAAUCUGGGCUGAUUAUAUAUUUUAUUUGGAUGCUGAUGUCUUGCUGACUGAACCCCGUACCCUUAAACAUUUAACCGAAUUGAAUUUACCCAUUGUCGCACCCAUGCUCUUAUCAGAGGGUCUGUAUUCAAAUUUCUGGUGUGGCAUGACCCCUGACUAUUAUUACUUACGUACUGAUAUGUAUCGGGAGAUUUAUAAUGUCCAUCAAGAGGGUAUCUUUCAAGUGCCCAUGAUCCAUAGUGCAGUUUUGAUAAAUGUCAAUUAUAAUGGCGCACCAUAUUUGACAUUCGAUCGUGAUAAUUUGAGAACACAACUGCAGAAUGGUUUGGAAUAUGCUGCAAGUUUGGGUGAACAGUGUCGUUUGUAUGAUGGCCCUGUCGAUGAUAUUAUUGUUUUUGCCAUAUCGGCAAAUUGUUCAAGAAUACCGUUGUUCAUAACGAAUGAAGUGCCAUUUGGUUAUAUUUUACAACCAUUGGAAAAUACCGAACAACUGGAACAGGAUUAUAAGCAGUUGCAGAAUAUCAAAACGAAUAUUAUAAAUGAUUUGGGCAAGGUGGCUGAGGUUAAGGACUAUUUGAAGCCCUUCGAAAGGAAAGAGGAAAAAGACAAACUUGGCUUAGACCACAUCUAUAUGAUCAACCUUGAACGUCGCCCUGAAAGACGUGAUAAAAUGUUGAAACUUUUCGAUGCCCUAAAUCUGGAUGUUGAAUAUUUCCCAGCUGUGGAUGGAAAGCGCCUUACCCCCGAAAUGAUCAAGGAGCUCGGUAUUAAAUUUCUGCCCGGCUAUGAGGAUCCCUAUCAUCAAAGGCCCAUGACUCUGGGUGAAAUUGGUUGCUUCUUGAGCCACUACAAUAUUUGGCAAACCAUGGUUGAGAAACAACAAAAGGAGGUAUUGAUUCUAGAGGAUGAUAUACGCUUCGAAGCGUAUUUCCGCGAGAAGGCUUUGGGUGUUAUGGAACAAGUACGCAAGGUUAUCGAUUAUGAUUUGGUUUACUUUGGCCGCAAACGCCUAAAGGAUGAGGUUGAGCCUUGGGUUGAAAACACCGAAAAUUUGGUACAUGUUGGCUAUUCCUAUUGGACAUUGGGUUAUGUCCUAUCCCUAAAAGGUGCCGAGAAAUUGUUGAAAGCCAAACCAUUGGAAAAACUCUUGCCUGUAGAUGAAUUCCUACCCAUUAUGUUUAAUAGACAUCCGAAUAAAACUUGGUCCGAAGCAUUCCCUGAACGUGAUCUAUUGGCAUUUAGUGCUGCACCUUUGUUGCUAUAUCCUACACACUAUACUGGAGAUUAUGGUUAUAUUUCCGAUACAGAAGAUUCCUAUGUUAUUGAGGCACAUCAAAAGAACAAGUCACCAUCUGCCGCCCAAUUGAAAAGUGAUCCAGAAAGGGCUUUCUUGGCUGAACCACGACUCGAUAAUAAAAAUGUCGAUUUACCCGAGCCACAAUUAGAAGCGGCAGCAACACGUGAUGAAUUUUAA
This is a messenger RNA of Musca vetustissima, 1923 nucleotides long. RefSeq names its product glycosyltransferase 25 family member. The record is from RefSeq and is a predicted model, not a curated record. The transcript has 6 exons. The coding region runs from base 1 to 1923 and encodes 640 amino acids. Lineage: Eukaryota; Metazoa; Arthropoda; Insecta; Diptera; Muscidae. Gene Ontology annotation, molecular function: procollagen galactosyltransferase activity.